UUAUUCGCUCGAGACCUUAUUCGCGAGCUGCUGGCCUCUUUUUUUUGUGUGUUCUACGUGAAAGUCUGUGCCCUCGUAGCAGUUGCCGCUCGCAAACAGCGCCGUGCCGUCGCCGUGGAUGCGCUCGUCGACCCACUGGCCCUCGAACACCGCACCGUCGGCGUCGCUGAACGUGCCCUGGCCCUCGUCCUCGUACUUCUCGUGCCCUGCACACACCACACCACACCAUGACACGUGGACCGACGGAUGGAUGGUUGCAUUUGUUUCGGUGUGCUGGUGUCGCUGGCUCACUGCUGUGAGGGAUCACGGUGCCAUCGGGGAGCAGAAGAUCAGCCCUCAGAAACGCGGUUGGCGGCGGGCGCUUGGGCACCAGCUCGGCGACUAACAUGUCCAUGAUGAACAU
Messenger RNA from Vitrella brassicaformis, 403 nucleotides. The record is from the annotation of a GenBank genome assembly. Lineage: Eukaryota; Vitrellaceae.